AUGCCAGAUGCUAUUGUAAUCAAUAUCCCUCGUUCCACAUUUCCAUUGAAAUCAUUUUUUGAGGCAAAAUUUUCAUUCAAUAAACGAAGUGGUACACAAAAACUGCAAUGGCCAACUCCUCCACCAAAUUGUUUAUGGAAUGUACCUGCACCGGAUUUCAGUUUAUACAAAUGGGAACCACUUCCCCCUGAGAGAAAUACUCGUGAAUCUAUGAAACCUAUGCGAACUAAAAUUGUGAAACAGGAAAAAGUCAAUGAUGAUAAAAAGAUAUCAGAAUCAACUGAUGUACAUAACAAAGAGAAAAGUCCUAGAUUAAAAUUUGUCAGAUCUAUGAGACCUUAUACAGCCAAGAUUUUAUUUGUUAGGCGUGGAUCGUUUAAGCCAGGUCCGUACAUAAUGCCCAAACCAUAUGAUCAUCGAGGAUUGACACCUACAAACGAAAGUAAACAUCCGAAGUUUAUUACAGCAUAUGAAAGAGAUCCAAUGAAUUUGAAUUUCCUCAAAAGAACAAGACAACAGAUAUGGGGAACUAACUGUGAUAACACAGUCUUAAGAAAAUUGCCGAACUCUUUUGUGAAACCAUUAAAACAAGGUGAAAAAUGGGUAAAAGAUUUGUACCUACCAAAAGAUCCAUAUCCAAAUAGAGAAAAGUGUUUUACAAGACAUCGUCUUCAGUUUCGCGAUCCUCAUGAAGUUUUCUUAGAUAGAGUCACUACUCAAUUACAAAUACUGUGGAAGAACCGAAAUCAAACAGUCCCUGUUGCCAGAAGAAAUACGUUUGCAUGA
Molecule: messenger RNA, 786 nt
Organism: Schistosoma turkestanicum
Lineage: Eukaryota; Metazoa; Platyhelminthes; Trematoda; Strigeidida; Schistosomatidae
Source: the annotation of a GenBank genome assembly